Molecule: messenger RNA, 1957 nt
Organism: Cololabis saira (Pacific saury)
Lineage: Eukaryota; Metazoa; Chordata; Actinopteri; Beloniformes; Belonidae
Gene: nubp1
Product: nucleotide binding protein 1 (MinD homolog, E. coli)
Exons: 10
Coding region: 25-993 (322 amino acids)
Biological process (GO): iron-sulfur cluster assembly
Cellular component (GO): cytosol
Molecular function (GO): 4 iron, 4 sulfur cluster binding; ATP-dependent FeS chaperone activity; ATP binding
Source: RefSeq, a predicted model, not a curated record
UGCCGAGAGCACGCUCGGUCAAAGAUGGCAGACGUACCAGACAACGCACCACAACACUGCCCGGGUACCACAAGCGAACAGGCAGGAAAGUCUGCACCAUGUGAGGGUUGUCCCAACCAGAAACUGUGCGCUUCUGGAGCCACAAAAGCCCCCGACCCAGCUAUCGCAGAAAUAGGAGCAAAGCUCUCAACUGUCAAACAUAAGAUCCUGGUGUUGUCUGGAAAAGGAGGAGUGGGGAAGAGCACCUUUAGUGCUCACCUGGCGCACGCUCUGGCAGGUGACAGCACAAAGGAGGUUGCCCUGCUGGAUGUAGAUAUCUGCGGUCCAUCCAUUCCCAGGAUCAUGGGCUUAGAGGGAGAACAGGUUCACCAGAGCGGCUCUGGCUGGUCUCCUGUGUAUGUAGACGACAACCUGGCGGUUAUGUCUAUUGGCUUCCUGCUCAGUAGCCCCGAUGAUGCUGUGAUCUGGAGAGGACCCAAGAAAAAUGGGAUGAUCAAGCAGUUUUUAAGGGAUGUGGACUGGGGGGAGCUGGACUACCUCAUCGUGGACACGCCGCCAGGCACCUCAGAUGAACACCUGUCAAUCGUCCAGUACCUGAGCUCCACCCAUGUGGACGGAGCAGUCAUCAUCACCACCCCACAGGAGGUGUCGUUGCAGGACGUGCGGAAGGAGAUCCGGUUCUGUCAGAAGGUUAAGCUGCCGAUCAUCGGGGUGGUGGAGAACAUGAGCGGCUUCGUCUGUCCCAAAUGCAAGAACACAUCGCAGAUCUUCCCCCCCACCACCGGGGGCGCUGAGAAAAUGUGUGCAGAUCUAAAUCUGCCCCUGCUGGGGAAGGUGCCCCUCGACCCGAGGAUAGCGCGGAGCUGCGACGAGGGCAAGUCUUUCCUCACCGAGGUGCCGGACUCUCCGGCUGCUGAAAUCUACCAGAGAAUUGUGCAGAGUAUCCAGGACUACUGUUCCAACAGAGCAAUGGAGCAGCUAAGCAUGACCUGACCCAAUUUAGGAAACAUCUAUUUGUCUCCCUACGCUGAGGCCGCUCGCAUCGCAACAGUGUGGUAGAAAACUGAUUAAGAAACGAAGGAAAGCCCCGUGACAUCAACACCACAGGGCAAAUGAAGCUUGUAAGAAUUAAUUUCAACAAUGAAAUCUGUAGUUCAUGUCAAGCAGCAGCUUUUAGUUCAGAUAACUAAGAUGAUCAAUCCUCUGCUCUGGAAAGCAUUGAAUAUAACAAAUUGAGUCAAAAAUCAAUGAAUGAUGAUGAUCAAAACUCACCUGUUCCAAAAGUGAGUAUUCACAGCUCUAAAAGGGUAAUGGAAGUAAAGACACUGUCGUUAACGAUGCAAAUCUGAGGGAUGUUUGUUUUUUUUCAAAGUAUUUGGGGUAAGACCAAAGCUUUAUGGCACUAGAGACUGAAAAAUAUCCGGCUAUGAUCUGUUCUCUUCCUUUGUUCAUUUUAUUUAAUGUUACGUUUGUUCAGGUAAAAGCUUUGUUCAAGUUACAAUGUCGUCCAGGUAUUUUGACUCCAAGUAUUGUUUGUGAUUAGAUAAACAGAGAGAGUCAAAUGUUGUCACCAUCAGCUCAGUUUUCACUUCCUCUGCCGCUUCGAAUUCCUCAUCUCCUGUCGUCAGAAGUUAGUCUCUUCUGGAGCUCGUUGACGUCGUCGGUUUGUUCUUCGUCUUGCAAGACGAGUCCAAGGAGCGCAGAGUGCUGGACACGGGGCUUCACCUUCAGGAUUCCAGCUUGACAUGAAAGUUAUAAUUAUUUCACAGCUGUAAAUUACAUUUGUUACAAAUUAAAAGACUUGUCACUGAUGUACAAUAAAUAUACACACUGUGAUUUCAGGUUUAAAGGUUGAGUCACUGUUGACUUUGACCUGAUUAUCAACUUGUUAAAAGUGCAAUGACAAAUAUAUUUUCUAUGUAAUUGCUUUCACUGAUUAAAAAAAUAAGACAAAAGA